GGACCGGGAAGAGGACGCUGCAAGGGAGCACGUCUCGCGGGUCCACAGUGGAAUCAUUGCACAUGCUCUGUAAGCUCUGCAAGCAGUGGCAGUGGAAGGACCGCCACUGCUGCAUCUAUGUCUGGUCUCGCAGGUGAGGUUUCAAACUAUUGACAACAUAUAUGCCACUGUGUGGGAUUCCAGCUCCAUCGUCCGGACACUGUGUUGGCAUCGCUUCUCCCUCACGCUGCUGCAGAAAGAUGGUAGUGCUAUGAAGCUGUGAGGGGAUUGUGCCGCUGCGUAUCUGCGCCGUUCACCUGAAGUCAACACAAUGGCCACACAAACCCACCCCCCUCUGGGGUUUUUUGUGAGUACGCGCCCUCCCCUACGCCUCCUCUGAUGUCAUGCCUCCAUCAUGCGUGUCUUUUUUUUUAGAGGUGACAGUGCAGCAGGGCUGGACGCGGAGCUUCCACGCCAUCUGUGACAUUUGUUUCUCGAAAGCGCGCCUUUGUUCUCCAUAGUAACUAACACACAUGUGUUUGCCGGAGUCACUCAUCUAAUAAUAGGCUGCAGGAUCAAGAGAGGCGCUGCAUGUGUGACCAUGUGUUGUGCUCAUGCUGAUUUAGCGGGAAGGACGCAGUGUUAUUUUGCUGCUUAUUUGUGUCUGCCAGUCUUUUCUAGCUCGGGUGAUGAUGAUGUCAUUACAGGUGUUGCUGAGGUAGGGUUGCUGCCACAGAGUGAUGCUGCAUGUGUGUGUGUGUGGUGUCAUCCAUCACAAGGCGGGGGCUGAUGCUGCAGGCGCUGCUCAAUAUUUCCACCAACAUCGUGGAAGAUCCAUCAGAGAUGAUACCACAUGAAGUUUAUGGAGCUCAAUUUAUGAGCUGGAGCGGCUGCAUCUUCUCUGGAUUGAGACCUGGAGCUGUAUGCUAGUGACCAUCCUAGCAAAGGGGAAAAACAUUAACACUCAGAAAGAGAGACUGUGGAAGUGUCAACAACUACAUUCAAAACAUAUCAGGCACAAUGAAAUCCAAUCAGGAGCGGAGUAAUGGAUGCCUGCCACCUAAAAAGCGAGAGAUCCUGGCACUGGAGCAGAGGCCAGUGGUAGUAGCUGCAGCAACUCCUCCUGUGGUCCAUCAUGAUCCCACUCCUCACACUGAGAACCUAGCAUGGCUGGCAAAUGUAGCCAGUGAGCGCUGUAGGUCCAGAGACUCAGAGAGCCCAAGACGUCCCAACUCCUCCACUUCCUCUUCUUCUCCUCCCGCUUCCAUCCCAACGUCAUCUACUCCUCUGUCAGCAGUGACGCUUGGCUCCCUACCUGCAGUCUACUCGACAACCAUUCCUCAGCACACGGGAACCAUCCAGUUUGCACAGCUAGGACCUAAUGUUCAGUUCAUCAGUUCUGGGCCCUACGCUGGCUACAUCUCUUCUCAUGUGAUCCCUGCAAACACCAGCUCCGUGGGACAGCGCUCCCAGCUGGAUGGUUACACCACCGCCCUGAUAUCCCCUAACACCAAAGGAGAGCAGCAGUUCCAAAUUGGCGUCCCUCCAACAGAGCUUGCCCCUGUUACCCUUCCAAGUGCUCCACAAGUAACCAACCAGUACAUCCAUCUCGAUAACAGAACACCUCUGACCGUCAGUGGAACCGCCGUCUCAUCACCUGGAGCCCACCUCCAGCUCCACCCUCACUCUGCUGUCCUCCCUCAAACACUCACCCUUGCUCCCUCGCAGCUGGUGGUUCAGUAUUCAGAUGGUUUUGUGGGAAAGAAACCAGAGGUGCAUGCCAAAGGUAUGCUGAAUGGCGAGCUUGAAGUGGUCAAACAGAUUAAAGCUCCCACUCAAAUGGUAAAUCAUCAUCAAGUCCAGAGCUAUGAGGCUAGACACAUUCUUGUGCCUGCAGAGUAUGGCCAGACCCCAUCCGGACUCCAGACCUCAUUGGUACUUGUAGCCCAGCCAAACCAUGGAGCUGAUCAGGAACAGGGCACCAAUAAGAUUUCCUUACUUCAGACCGAGAAGGGCAGCAUCUGUUUGGGUAAACCGAUGUCUAGAUCUUCUUCUUUCUCCUCCCUCUCAUCGUCAGAGGUGGUGAAAACUGUCGCCUCCCAUGCAGUCAUGCAAGCCACUCUUCCCCCUGAAGAAAUACCUGUCAGUCUUUACUCCUCCACACAAGCUCCAAUCAUCGGCUAUAUCACCAGCGCCAACCAGCAUGCAGUUAGUUAUCACACAGCACUGCCUCAGCACUUAGUCAUUCCUAGUGGUCAGUCCUUGCUCAUCCCAGUCAGCAGCGCCAACAAUGGCACAGAAACAGAGGUUAGCCGUGCUGUUAGCUCCCUGACUGCUACCACAACACCCCAGAUAUCCACUGCCAUGCCUCAUGCCUAUCUCGCCACAGCCCUGUCCAAAUGUGAGCCAAUUGGCACAGAUGGAAAUCAAGUACCCCGCGCUGUAGCCCCAGCACACCCUACCUUUCCCUCAAACCCAGCCCCUGCAGUGGUGACAGCUCCCUCUCUAGUCCCAGCUCCAGUCCCUGUUUCUGUCAAUGCUCCAGUCUCCACUUCAAUCCAAGCUUCUCCCACCAUCUCCUCUCCUUCCUCCCCCGUGGCCCUACCUCCAUUCUUCAUGAGAGGUUCCAUCAUUCAGCUCGCCGAUGGGGAGCUGAAGCGUGUGGAGGAUCUCAAAACCGAGGACUUCAUUCAAAGCGCGGAGAUCAGCAGUGAACUGAAGAUCGACUCCAGUACCGUUGAGCGUAUCGAUUGUGGCCAGACUCCUAACGCUGUGGUCAUACAGUUUUCUGUGGGGGAGCUCAAAGCCCAGGUGUGUGUGGAGGUUCUGGUGGAAUAUCCCUUCUUCGUAUUUGGUCAGGGCUGGUCCUCCUGUUGUCCUGACCGGACCACUCAGCUCUUUGAGCUGUCCUGUGCUAAGCUGUGCGUGGGGGACGUCUGCGUGUCUCUGACACUUCGCGGGCUGAGGAAUGGUUCGCUACAAGACACCGAAGCUUUGGGGGCCAGGCUGAAGACGGCCCGAAUGUCGGAUCCCUGCAACAACACAGAGCUGAUGAAUCAGAGGCCAAACAUUGCAUCCAGUAACAGCGGUCUUCUUAUGAAGGCCUCUGGUGUAGAGAGAGUGCAGACAUCUGCACCUGCGUCAGGACGAGGGCGACCAACCCAAACGGGAUUAAAUCCGAGAUCAGUGGAAGGGAUCUCUGGAAUUGCAGAUGUGAAAAUAGAUAUGGCCACACCGUCCAAAAUCCAGUGCAGAGAUCCAGAAAGAACCUCUGUUCGAAAGAGAAGAUGGUCCGCUCCAGAGCGGGACCAGACUGAGAGAGCAGAGGGGGAGCCUCCGUCAACUCUGCCCUCCAUCAUCCCUCAGGAGGUAAAAAUCAGCAUAGAGGGCCACUCAAGCAGCGGCAGAGAAAGAUGCUUAAACAAACCCUAGACGGUCUGGGGGGCCGGGGGGGCUAAAAACGAAAUUUAUUGGCAUUGUGUUCGCGCCCUGUUGUGUUCUCUCUACUGAGACUACUAUAAUAACAUUGCAGAGUUGACACAGGACCACCAUUUUAUUUCUGCCAUUUGUCGGACGCCGAGUGCAGUGAGAGGUCGCACACUCAGUGCAAUCAGUGCAAUCAAUGCUGAAAGCAAAAAUGAAUGCAGUGUGAAUGUGGAGCGUGUGUUGCUAAGAUUCCUAUUAGCAUGUCAGAACAGAUGCCCAUGUGGAGAAGGCGGGUCACCAGUUUGUUUGGGUAGUAGUUACGUCACAAGUACAAUUAAGAGGGAAAAACGACCACUUCGAAUUAAUAUUUGCCAAUAUUAAUUUGGUAAUAAUCAUAGCAGAGCUCUUUGACGCGUCACACAUCUGUUGAAUCUUUACUAUCGUUCAGGCUUUCACACCACAGUGAGUGUGUGUGUUGGUGUGUUCGUGGGCACACAGAGCACAUGGGGUCGGGUUUGAAUGUAAACCACUUUUUGUCCUCAUGUUGUAAAAUCACAGAUGUGUUGUUUGCUGCACCAGCGUUGCGUGAGUUUGAUAUUUGAUGCGUUUGCAAUAUGUGUGUGACAGUGGUCGCACAUACACACAUUCCUUAUACAACUAUACUACAGAGAUUGUGCAGCGGCAAUAUUCAGGUGUCGUCAAAACCUCGCUGUUAUGCAGCAUUUCUAUGAUAAAGGGAAUCGAGACACGGCCAGCGAUGUACUGUAUCCUGAUAUGUGCAUAGCAAGUGUCAAAACAAGCAUGUCAUUGAAGCCCUUUUGUACCUUUGGUACUUGACUUUUACAACUUCAGAACACAUGUAUACCUUUACAUACUGUAGGCUCUGUGUGGUGCAUUGGUGUAUAUUGUACGGAUUUAGAUUGGAAUAUGAACAAGAGCAGGCAAGUCCACUGCAUCAAUCCUGGGCCACUUUAAAGCUGCACAGCAACAAAGCAGCACUGAAUUUUUAAACAUGGAUGACGUGCCAGCAAACCAUUGCCUUAUUAUGCAUCUGCAUCAGACAGAACGCGACCUCAACCUGCUUCUGGCGUAAAGUAGCCAGCCAGAUUUAAUUUUUUUCUCCAGUCUGGUUCGCCAGAAAAAUAUGUGAUCUUCUAGUGGGCUACAUCACCAUCUGCAUUCUCCAUUUGCACCCUAAUGACAAAGUAAAUGCCACUUCUUCGCUGCUCAGUACUGGCUCUACUUCACCACGGAGUAGUUGGUUUUCCACUUUUAAAAAGCAAACUGCGAAAACCUCUCCACAUUGAACGCAUCAGUAUAUUAGGUGUCCGGUAAAAAAAUUUGCCACACGGAGAUUGAGGGCAACAGCAGCCAAGUGGAGACUGUGGAGUAUGAUACUGCACUGUGUCCACAUCUAAAGCACAGUAAGCAAACAUUACCUUUGUUUAUCUUUGUAAAUCCUCAAAUACUACAAGGUUAAUGAAAAAUUCUACCCGACUGAUGAGCAACCAGCAAUGGAUUUCCUAUACCACGGGUGUCAAACUUCUGGCCCAUAGGCCAGAAUAAUAUACACAUUCCAUCAAAUAAGAACUUAAACUUACUCCAGUGUCACCACUACAUACAGUAUACAUCCAUCCAUCCAUCCAUCCAUUUUCUACCGCUUAUUCCCUUCGGGAUCACAGGGGGUGCUGGAGCCUAUCUCAGCUACAAUCGGGCGGAAGGCGGGGUACACCCUGGACAACAUCUCAUCGCAGGGCACAGUAUACAUCCAUCCAUCCAUUUUCUACCGCUUAUUCCCUUAUACAGUAUACAUUGUAUGUCAAAUAAAUAACACCGCUGGCCACAGGUGUCAAACUCAAGGCCAGGGGGGCCAGAUCUAGCCCGCCACAUCAUUUUAUGUGGCCUGCAAAAACAGUGACGCGUGUGUCAAUAGGGCAUUUCGUCAUUUUUGCUAAACAUGUUUCAAUUUUGACAGAAAAAAAAUGCACUGCAUGCAACUGCAGUUCUUCCUUACUCAGUAUUAUUUGAGGCAAAAAGUAGGGGUGUACACAAAAAUUUCGGUUCGGUACAUACCUCGGUUUAGAGGUCAGGUUCGGUUAAUUUUCGGUACAGUAAGAAAACAACAAAAUAUACAUUUUUGGGUUAUUUAUUUACCAAAUUUUUAAACAAUGGCUUUAUCCUUGUAACAUCGGGAACACUAUAAUAAUUCUGCCCACGUUAAUCGACAUUAAACUGCCUCAAGUUGUUCAGAUUAAAUAAAAUGACAAAACUUUUCUUCUACAUAUAAAAAGUGCAACACUAAACAGUUUCAGGUCAACUCAUCAUGCUUAACUUAUUACAGCAUUUGGGAAGCCUGUAAUUGAUUUUUAUUAUGUAAAUGUUAUAUUUUUAUCAACAUGUGACAGCAGGGACCCUGCCAUUCAAAACUAGGCUGCUGCAUUACUAAUGAUAAUUGGAACUAUAGCUGAAAAAAAUAAUACAAUAGCAAUGGGAGAGACUAUUCAUCCUUGAACACCAUGGAGUUCAUGUAGGCUUAAUGAUGCAGUUACAUUAUUAUAUCAACUAUCAGAGACAGAAACUCUUCAUUUAACAUUAUGUCCUUUUUUGCUGCUUCAACAAUCAACACAGAAAAAGGUCAAGUGAAAUAACAGACAGACAGGGCUUUGCUGUCCGUAAUACACACACACACACACUCACACACCGCAAAAUGAGCUAACGUUACGCUAAAAGCGAAUUAGCCUUCACCUCAAGCCAGGACUGCGAGCGAGCUGAGCUGCCUUUUAUAUUUCUAGAAGGUCAACGGGCUCAUAGUGAUGUUACUAGUAGUUGACUGGGAGGUGUUUAUUAUAAUUUGGGGAGAGUCCGCUGCCUGAUGCUUACCUGCUAAACGCUAAGCACUGACUACAUGCGCUCUGAAUACGCACUGAUGAUUGGCUGUUACCGCUCUGUUUGUAACCAAUCAGAUGGUUGGGACAAUGCUGAGUGCUGUGUAGAGUACUGACAGAGACAGAGGCAGAAGGAAGCGGAGGCGGCUACUUAAUAUGUUCGUGUGGAAACUCGUUCGGUACACCUCCGAACCGAACCAAAACCCCCGUACCAAAACGGUUCAAUACAAAUACACGUACCGUUACACCCCUAGCAAAAAGCUAUUCCAGGCAUUUAUUUUAAAUUCUACAAUAGCUGAACUUUAAUUUUUGGUUGUCCUUUUCACUGAUUGCUAAACAGUUUUCCAUCAUUUUGUUGGCAUACAACAAGAUAAUAAUUGUGUAGUAAUAUCAUUUAGCCAUUACACAUCAUUGCUGUAUCACAAGUUACUAGUAGAGGGCAGCCAUGACUAUGAUGUGUCUCACAGAGUAAAUCCGUCAUGACACUCCUACAUGGGCCACAGUGGUAUUAAGAAGAUGCAGUGCGCUAAACAUUCUUACUUACGGUGUCAUAUUACAAUAGAGGUAAAAAUCAUUGAAUUGUACACAAUUAAAAACGAUACCACUUUACUUUAACCUGUCCGUACAAAAUAAUACAUUACAAACACAGUUGAAAAUACUAAUUAUAACAACAUAAAGUUAUGCUGGCAAACACUUGCUUCUCAGACUUGCCAACUCUUCCUGAUUGAGCGGAAGACUACUGGAAAUUGACCUUGUAUACCGACAUCCCGACUGAAGUCACAAACCUCCCGGAUUCUGAUGUUUUCGUGUACAUAUAAAAUACUGUAGCUUUUGCCCGUAUGUUAAAAGGGUGACAACAACAAUCACUUCAUUAAAACAAGCAACUACAGCUGUCUCAGAAUGCACAGGAAUUGGUUCUCUCCCAUAUUUAUCUCACCCUCGGUUUCCCCCGCGUAUAGUCCGCUCACCAGUCAUGAUGCAUUUACGGACACUCAGACUGUCCUGUAAUAGAACUCUUCAAGCAGGAACUAAUCCUCUUCAGCCUGCAAUCUGAAGUGUGAAGUGCGAUAGAGUUUGACACUCCUGACCUAUACGGUAUCGUCUUGGCACACUAGAAACUCGGGCUAACCAGGCACUAGAAAUAGUACCUGCUUUGUGAGCUAAGUACUAUGCAGUGGAAAAGGAGCCUAAUGUUCUGUGACACUAAGAGCCCAAUCAGUUCGAAUGUUCCCCAAAUACUGUUUCGUCUCAGCUUGUUUAUUUCUUUUGUCAUUUUGGAGUUUUAGGUCAGGGCUAUUUAACUGGCCAAACUUAGCCCGUAAAUGUAACUUUAAAUAUUAAAGUAUGACAUCAGACUGCACACCAGUUCCGUUCACAACAUUGUAGCGACCAAAAUUGUGGCAGCAAAUUUCUGAAAAACAGCUCAGUGUUCCUGUCAUGGAGGAGGAUCUUUGAACAUCAUUCAGUUGUAUUUUAAAGGCCUACUGAAAUGCGAUUUUCUUAUUUAAACGGGGAUAGCAGGUCCAUUCUAUGUGUCAUACUUGAUCAUUUCGCGAUAUUGCCAUAUUUUUGCUGAAAGGAUUUAGUAGAGAACAUCGACGAUAAAGUUUGCAACUUUUGGUCGCUGAUAAAAAAAGCCUUGCCUCUACCGGAAGUAGCAGACGAGUAGCUUGACGUCACAGGUUGUGGAGCUCCUCUCAUCUGCACAUUGUUUACAAUCAUGGCCACCAGCAGCGAGAGCGAUUCGGACCGAGAAAGUGACGAUUUCCCCAUUAAUUUGAGCGAGGAUGAAAGAUUUGUGGAUAAGGAAA
Nerophis lumbriciformis (worm pipefish) is the source of this 8101-nucleotide messenger RNA. RefSeq names its product ataxin-1-like. Lineage: Eukaryota; Metazoa; Chordata; Actinopteri; Syngnathiformes; Syngnathidae. The record is from RefSeq and is a predicted model, not a curated record. Gene Ontology annotation, biological process: nervous system development; negative regulation of transcription by RNA polymerase II. Gene Ontology annotation, molecular function: protein binding; RNA binding. Gene Ontology annotation, cellular component: nucleus.